AUGGAACGGGCGAUUGGACCGGCGGAUCGGUGCGGCUUCUGCAGUGAUGCGGACUUUCUGCAGCGGUCCAUCGUGGUGAAGGAGGAGCUGAGCCGAAAGGCGAAGCUCUCGAUUACCGUCGAGGGUCUACGUUCCUACCCUCACCUAUGUCACGAGCUUGGGGUGCUGGGCUCUCCCGUAGCGAUCGUGUGGAACGCUCGGGCCAUCCGCGAGGAGCUCAGUCAGCAGCGCGAGCAUGUUCACCCCUCCGCUGCGACUGCAAAUGAAGAGCGCAUGCGCCGAAACGACCGCUGGCUGAUCCCGCCCUGGUUUAGAUCAAGUUUGUGUGAGCUGAUGUGGAUCCAGACCAAGCUCAGAGAGUGGACGGGAAAACUGGCUUUUGAGCAGCUGCAGAAAGGAAACCUGAUCUUCUAUGAAUCAGACCUGACAGAGUGUGGCAUCGAUAUCAGAGCAGCCUCAGUGUACUCAGGAGUGUUCACACAGAUCUUUAAAGAGGAGAGAGGACUGCACCAGGACAAGGUGUUCUGCUUCGUCCAUCUGAGUGUUCAGGAGUUUCUGGCUGCUCUUCAUGUCCAUCUGACCUUCAUCAACUCUGGAGUCAAUCUGCUGUCAGAAGAACAACCAACAUCCAGGUGGUCUAAAGUCUUCAGAGACAAACCUGAACUAACACAUCUCCACCAGAGUGCUGUGGACAAGGCCUUACAGAGUCCAAAUGGACACCUGGACUUGUUCCUCCGCUUCCUCCUGGGACUUUCACUGCAGACCAAUCAGACUCUCCUACGAGGUCUGCUGACACAGGCAGGAAGUGGUUCAAAAACCAGUCAGGAAACAGUCGAGUACAUCAAGAAGAAGAUUGAAGAGACUCCCUCUGCAGAGAGAAGCAUCAACCUGUUCCACUGUCUGAAUGAACUGAAUGAUCGUUCUCUAGUGGAGCAGAUCCAACAGUCCCUGAGUUCAGGAAGUCUCUCCACAGAGAAACUCUCUCCUGCUCAGUGGUCAGCUCUGGUCUUCAUCUUACUGUCAUCAGACAAAGAUCUGGACGUGUUUGACCUGAAGAAAUUCUCUGCUUCAGAGGAGGCUCUUCUGAGGCUGCUGCCAGUGAUCAAAGCCUCCAAGAAAGCUCUACUGAGUGACUGUAACCUCUCAGAGAGAAGCUGUGAAGCUCUGUCCUCAGUUCUCAGCUCCCAAUCCUCUAGUCUGAAAGAUCUGGACCUGAGUAACAACGACCUGCAGGAAUCAAGAGUGAAGCUGCUGUCUGCUGGACUGGAGAGUCCACACUGUACACUGGAAAGUCUCAGGCUGUCAGGCUGUCUGAUCACAGAGGAAGGCUGUACUUCUCUGGCCUCAGCUCUGAGCUCCAACCCUCCCAUCUGAGAGAGCUGGACCUGGCUACAAUCAUCCCGAGGA
Larimichthys crocea (large yellow croaker) is the source of this 1407-nucleotide messenger RNA. RefSeq names its product NLR family CARD domain-containing protein 3. The record is from RefSeq and is a predicted model, not a curated record. Bases 1 to 1374 code for a protein of 457 amino acids. The transcript is spliced from 9 exons. Lineage: Eukaryota; Metazoa; Chordata; Actinopteri; Sciaenidae.